Kickxella alabastrina is the source of this 1122-nucleotide messenger RNA. RefSeq names its product FAD dependent oxidoreductase. The coding region runs from base 46 to 1122 and encodes 358 amino acids. The record is from RefSeq and is a predicted model, not a curated record. NCBI's taxonomy places the organism in Eukaryota, Fungi, Kickxellomycota, Kickxellomycetes, Kickxellales, Kickxellaceae. The transcript is spliced from 2 exons. Gene Ontology annotation, molecular function: D-amino-acid oxidase activity; FAD binding.
CAUAAUCUCUUUAUUUUUCUUCAAGCAUAGGUUUUAUUAAUAGAAAUGUCUCCGCCAAACCCCAGAAAAACGCCGGUCGUUGUCGUCGGCUGCGGCGUCAUCGGACUGACCACGGCGCUCAUUCUGCAGCGCUCGCAGAAAUACGCUGUGACUGUGGUUGGCAGAGAAACGCCCGACGACCUGCACGGCCCGCACGGCAUCUCGCAGGACUGGACGUCGCCAUUUGCCGGCGCCAACUGGCGACCCUACUCUCUGGACCACGAGCAGCAGGUACGCGCCGCCGAAGAAGAGACGUACUUUAGGAUGCGCGAUAUUGCGCGGAUCACCCCCCAGGCCGGCGUGACAAUCCUGCCAAUGGCGGAUUUUGGCGCAGACAAAGCGGAAGCGAAAACAACGCCGUCGUUCCUCAGCUACGUGCAGAAUCUCCGCGAAAUCAACAGCGCGCUGUGGCCACCAAACGCUGCCUUUGGGUAUGCUUACGACUCGCUGGUGGUCAAUGUGUUGCAAUACCUCCCGUGGCUAGCCGCUGAGCUGCGCAAGCUGGGCGGGGUCAUCAAGCGCGCUGAGCUCAAGCACAUUGCUGACGCGGUGAGGCACGUCGAGGGCCAUUGCGCGGUUAUAGUUAACUGCUCGGCCAUGGGCAGCCGCACGCUGGGCGGAGUCAUGGACGCUGCCAUGUACCCGACCCGCGGACAGACCAUUCUGGUCCAGGCGCCGCACGUCGAGCUGACUGCCAUGGCGCCCGGCGCCAGCAGCGACAAGGCCACUUAUGUUAUUCCGCGCGCUGACGGCACAGUCAUCAUCGGUGGCGUGUUUGAAAAGAACAACAGCAGCCGGGAGGAGACCAUUCGGACGACCGACGAGGUCCUCAGGACGUGCCUGGCCAUGUGUCCGCAGCUGCUGGACAGCCGCAUUGCUGGAAGCAGCUUCAUUAUCAAAGUCAAUGUUGGCUUUAGACCAUCGAGGGUCGGUGGACCGAGACUCGAGGUGCAGAAGAUGGGCGAGAUCACUGUUGUGCAUAACUAUGGCCAAUCUAGCUACGGGUUCCAGACCAGCUGGGGUUACGCCAGUGUUGCCGCCCGCAUGCUUGAUGCGGCGCUUGCCACCAAGCCCAGGCUCUAA